AUGCCGCCCCCGCCGCAUCAAAAGCCCGAAAAUGUCCUGAAGCGCGCCCACGAGCUCAUCGGGGUCAACCAGGCCCCGACGGCCUUGACCCUGCUCCAUGAACACAUCACCAACAAGCGCUCCCGGAGCGCCGCCAUUGCUUCUCUAGAGCCUGUGAUGCUCCUGUUGGUUGAGCUCUCCGUCGAGCAGAAGAAGGGAAAGCUGGCCAAGGAUGCCUUGUAUCAGUACAAGAACUUGUCCCAAAACACCAACAUCUCCACCAUUGAGCUGGUCCUGAAAAAGUUCAUCGAACUCGCCGUGGAGAAGGUUACCGCUGCCCAGCAAAAGGCCGACGAGGUUCAGUCUACCAUUGAGGCCACCGCUGCCACCUCCAGCAUCGACGACUUGGAAGCCAGCGAGACCCCCGAGUCCAUCCUCCUCGCCACCGUCUCUGGCGAGCAGUCCCGUGACCGAACUGACCGAGCCAUCGUCACUCCUUGGCUCAAGUUCCUAUGGGAGGCCUACCGAACCGUGCUCGAUAUCCUCCGCAACAAUGCUCGUCUCGAGGUCCUUUACCAGAGCACUGCCAUGCAGGCCUUCGACUUCUGUCUCAAGUACACCCGAAAGACCGAGUUCCGAAGACUCUGCGAGCUUCUCCGAAACCAUGUCCAGACCGCCGCCAAGUAUUCGUCUCAGAUGCACGCCAUCAACCUGAGCGACCCGGACACCCUGCAGCGUCACCUUGAGACUCGCUUCCAGCAGCUCAACGUUGCCGUCGAGCUGGAACUGUGGCAAGAGGCUUUCCGAAGUGUCGAGGAUAUCCACACUCUGCUAAACCUCAGCAAGCGCCCUCCCAAGAACAUCAUGAUGGCGAACUACUACGAGAAGCUCACCCGUAUUUUCCUCGUUGGCGAGAACUACCUCUUCCACGCUGCAGCCUGGUCAAGAUACUACACCCUGCUCCGCCAGGUCUCGGCCUUGGUCGCCUCUGGCCAGGGCAAGAAGGCUGACAACCCCCCGGCUUCUGAUGCCGAUCUCCAGAGGGCUGCUUCUUUUGUCCUCUUGUCCGCCCUCGCCAUCCCCGUCAUCAGCACUUCCCGAUCCCGAGGUGCCAUGGUCGACUUUGACGAGGCUCGCAAGAACAAGAACACUCGCCUGACCACCCUGCUCGGCAUGAGCCAGGCCCCCUCUCGUUCUCGUUUGUUCCGCGAUGCUCUGUCCAAGUCCAUCAUCCAGCGAUCCCUCCCUGAAAUCCGGGAUCUCUACAACAUCCUGGAAGUUGACUUCCACCCUCUCUUCAUCUGCAAGAAGAUCUCGCCCAUCCUGACCAAGAUUGCCGCUGAUGCCGAGAUGGAGAAGUACAUCCUCCCUCUCCAGCAGGUUAUCCUCACCCGUCUGUUCCAGCAGCUGUCUCAGGUCUACGAAACCGUGGACCUGAACUUUGUCGAGAGCUUGGCCCAGUUCCCUGAGCCUUACCAGGUUACUCGCGGCACUAUUGAGAAGUUCAUCAUGAACGGAAACAAGAAGGGCGAUCUUGCCAUCCGCAUGGACCAUGCCACCGGCGUCCUCAGCUUUGACAACGACGUCUUCUCCUCUGCCAAGGCCGGCCACAGCGGAUCUUCCGCUGGCUCUGCCGAGGCGGAGACUGGCAAUGUGCAGCGUCUCCAGAGCACUCCCUCUGAGAUUGUCCGUUCCCAGUUGACUCGUCUUGCCAAGUCACUCUUCGUCUCGUGCCACUACAUCGAUCCCAACUUCAACAAGGAUCGCCUGGCGGCCCAUGACGCCGCAUUGGCUCGUGCAAAGGCUGGUGCAGAGAAGGAGCACCUCGAUACCCUUGCCCGUAAGGAGGUUAUUCAGAAGCGCAAGGAGGAGGCGUCCGAACUCCAGGCCAAGAAGGAGAAGGAGAACGCCCGACAGAAGAGACUGCGGGAGCAAGCUCUGCAAGAGGCCGAAGACAAGCGCCUGGCUGAGGAGCAGCGUGAGCGUGAAGCCCGACGUAUCAAGGCUGAGCACGACCGUGUUCGCAAGGAGGAGAUCAAGAAGCAGAUCGCAGACCUGAAGAUGAGCGACAAGGCUCUUGACAUUGAUCUGGAAGACCUGGACAACCUGGACAGCAACAGACUUCGUGCCAUGAAGCUGGCUCAGUUGGAACGGGAGAAGAACGAUGUCAACGAGAAGCUUCGCAUAACUGGCAAGCGACUCGACCACUUGGAGCGAGCUUACAGAAAAGAGGAAGUCAAGAAGCUUGCCGAUGAUUACGCCAAGCAGACAGAGCGUGAUCGCAAGAUUUACGAAACAGUCAAGGCCAAGACACUCCAGGAGUCUGAGGAGAAGCACAAGGAGAGUGUGGAGCUCAAGCACCGCCUUAGCCGCCUGGUGGGUGUGUACGAGACUUUCAGAGCAACGCUGCACGAGAAGCGUCGUGAUGAGUUUGAGAAGCGCCGCAGGGAUGCCGAGCGUGAGCUGGAGAAGCAGAUUGCCAUCCGCAAGAAGGAGUACCGCGACCGAAAGCUGCGCGAGAAGAGAGAGCGGGAAGAGAGAGAGCGUAUCCUCCAAGAACAAGAGGAGCAGGCCGCUCGUGAGAAGGAGGAGCAGCGUCUUCGUGAGGAGGCCAGGAAGGCCGAACUCGCCAAGCUCAAGGAGCAGCGCGAGAAGGAACGCCAGGAGAUGUUGGAGAAGGCAGCACUCCAGCAGAGACGUGAGGAAGAAGCCCUUGCUCGCCGUAAAGCAGAGAGAGAACGAGGAGGCCUCAGGGGACCAGAGACUCCCCCUGCUGCUGCUGCUGCGGCUGCCGAUGGCCGACGACCACCAGUCGUUGGCUCAGGAAGCUGGCGAGAGAGAGAGGCUGCCAAAGCUGCAGAGGGCAGCGCACCAGCACGGACAGGGGCCGCGAUGGAGCGCACCGACUCUGGCGAUCGUCCCAGUGAACGCUCAUCUGGCGGGCCCCCGAGACUGCAGUUGGCCGGCUCUGGCAACAAGCCAAGCUGGAGAGAUCGACAAGCCAAGGAGUCUGCUGGCGGAGCGAGCGAUAACCUCCCCCCGCCUGCCAGAGGCCCUGGACCCCGCGACUCUCCUCGCGACUCUCCUCGCGACUUCCCUCGUGAUUCUCCACGUGAAUCUCGCGAGCCUCUAGAGCGAGGUGGCUCAAGGCGGGGCGAGAACGGCAAGACUGAGUCUGCCGCCCCCACGGAGUCUCUGCCUACUCGAACUGCGGGCAAGUGGGUUCCUCCUCACCUGAGGAACAAGUCAUGA
This is a messenger RNA of Trichoderma aggressivum f. europaeum, 3231 nucleotides long. RefSeq lists its product as uncharacterized. Gene Ontology annotation, biological process: formation of cytoplasmic translation initiation complex; translation reinitiation. Gene Ontology annotation, molecular function: mRNA binding; translation initiation factor activity. The record is from RefSeq and is a predicted model, not a curated record. Gene Ontology annotation, cellular component: multi-eIF complex; eukaryotic translation initiation factor 3 complex, eIF3e; eukaryotic translation initiation factor 3 complex, eIF3m. The transcript has 3 exons. Bases 1 to 3231 code for a protein of 1076 amino acids. NCBI's taxonomy places the organism in Eukaryota, Fungi, Ascomycota, Sordariomycetes, Hypocreales, Hypocreaceae.